AUGACCUUCGCCGCCCCGAAUCUGUGUUCCGGCGGAAUGCCUAAUCUGGCCUCACCCUCACGCAGUCUUUCUCUCCGGCUGCAGGCGCAGUCGCAGUCGCAGCGUCCAUCCAGAUGCAGCGCUGGCCGCUCAUUCACAUUCACGCCGCGCCAACCUCUCGCCCACCCACGUCAUGGUAUUCUCCAUGAACCCUGGCUAUCUCCAUCUCCAGCUCCAGCCUCGGCGACACCUCUCCCGGUAGCAUACUUUUCCCCAACAUGGGUGCGCACCGGGAUCGACGGACUAGACGGGCCGCAAAAUAACAACCACAAACCGCCAGACAAGCGGGUAUUGAAGCUCGGCAAAACUCUCCGAACACUCUCACCUCUCCUUCCUACAAUCUUGUACAAUACCCUCCCACCCGAAAUCAUCGCCCCCAACGUCAACCUCCACCUAUUCCCCUCAACACACCCACACCUCCCCACCGUCAAGGGCCGCACAUUAUACCGCGCAGCACUGUGGACAGUACCAGUCGCCUGGAGCAGCGUCCCACUCGUCGGCAAUGUAAAGCUACAAAUCCUCAGCGAGCGAAUAGUCCGUGCGGGGACCCUUCUUGAUCCAGAGCACGGCGAUAAGCACGACUGCGGCGAUGAACGAUUAGUCGUGCGAUGGAAAACAGAGCCUCGAACUGAUAGUAGGCCAUUCCAUGAAUCACAUACUACACCCAGCACGGCCAAUACCAAUACCAAUGGUGUCUCCACUCCUACCUCCACCUCUGCCUCGGGCGCAUCGCAAAGUCAAAGUCACCUCUCAUCUUCAGCAAACGGAACAAACAGAGGUCUAAGCAAACUCCUCGGCGGCGAUGAACCAAUCUUCAAAUUAUCCAAAGAGCAACAGUUCAGCGGACUCUUUGUUUCUCCUUCGAUGAUGAAGGCCGUGUCUUGA
Messenger RNA from Penicillium cosmopolitanum, 924 nucleotides. RefSeq lists its product as uncharacterized. Lineage: Eukaryota; Fungi; Ascomycota; Eurotiomycetes; Eurotiales; Aspergillaceae. Bases 1 to 924 code for a protein of 307 amino acids. The record is from RefSeq and is a predicted model, not a curated record. The transcript has 2 exons.